UUGCUUCUUAUCAUCUGAUGUAAGAACCCAGGCAAGUCAGCCCUUUUCUCAGAACAGGGGAAGUUUUUACCAGGACAGAACAUUCCAGCCGUCCUUGAAGAGGAGAUUCCGUGUGUCAACACCCACCUCCAUGCUUGAAUGGUCCUUUGGUGAUUUUGGAGAUUCCUGAUAUAAUUGUCUAAAGGACUUGAACAGGCAAACAGUGAGCCACAGCGAACACCAGAGAGAUUUUUUAGGGAGUUUGAAAAUAGAAAGAUUGGAGACAUGGCGGCUUUCGGUCUGGAGAUAGUGGGAGUCACGCUCUCGGUUCUUGGCUGGCUACUCAGCAUUGUGUGCUGUGCUUUGCCCAUGUGGAGGGUCACCGCGUUCAUCGGUAACAACAUUGUCACGGCGCAGGUGUACUGGAAGGGAAUCUGGAUGAGCUGUGUGGUUCAGAGUACUGGACAGAUGCAGUGUAAAGUCUACGACUCCAUGUUGGCUCUUCCUGCAGACCUACAGGCGGCUCGGGCUCUGGUGGUGGUGUCCAUCAUCGUGGGUGUCCUUGCACUCUUUGUCGCUAUAGUGGGGGCCAAGUGCACUAACUGCAUUGAGGAUGAAAGAGCCAAAGCCCGUGUGAUGAUCAGCUCUGGUGCCGCUUUCAUAACAGCCGCGGUCAUGCAGCUUAUUCCUGUGUCCUGGUCAGCGCACACUGUUAUUAUGGAGUUCUACAGUCCAGUUAUUCCAGAAGCUCAGAAAAUGGAAAUAGGGGCAUCGCUGUACCUUGGCUGGGCUGCCACGGCACUGUUGCUGGUUGGGGGCUCCAUCCUGUGCUGCAGUUGCCCACCGAAAGAUAAGACGAGGUACCCGCCACAAAGUCGUAUCGCCUACUCAGCCCACCACUCACUGGUCCCGAGUACCCAGAACAAGAGAGACUAUGUCUGAAGACCUCAAAGGACUUUAGAUUUUUACGGUCUUUCAUUGAAAGAAGCCAAGCAGGCAGUUAACUUGCACAAACCUGUAUCACAUCCCCGUCAUCACGUUAAGGUCCUCCUCCACUC
Carassius auratus (goldfish) is the source of this 1037-nucleotide messenger RNA. Its product is annotated as claudin-3-like. Lineage: Eukaryota; Metazoa; Chordata; Actinopteri; Cypriniformes; Cyprinidae. Gene Ontology annotation, molecular function: structural molecule activity. Gene Ontology annotation, cellular component: membrane; bicellular tight junction. The transcript has 2 exons. The coding region runs from base 265 to 921 and encodes 218 amino acids. The record is from RefSeq and is a predicted model, not a curated record.